UCACAUAAUGGACUUUGUAUAUGAGAUAAUCAGAAUAAAAUUUUAAUUUCUUAUAAGAACAGGACAAACAGAUAGAUCGACAUAGUUUAAAGAUUUAAAAAAUGUUGAAAAUUGUUUUAGCUUCGGCUCUUCUAGGGCUCUGCGUAGCAUCGCUACACAAUGUGGACAGAGUAAAUCAAAACUACAACGACAAAGUCAAUGCCAAGAUUGUUCAACAGAUUCAAUAUGAACUGAAAGCCAGUUACCUCUACCAAGCAUACAGUCAUUACUUUGGAAGAGCGGAUGUAUCAUUACCAGGUUUCGCUAAGUGGUUUGAGAAAGCUUCCCUAGAAGAACGUCAGCACGCGACAGGUCUAAUUGAGUACAUCAACAAACGUGGUGGCACCGUGUCCCUCAACGACCUUGGCUUUAACAGCAUGUGUACGACUAUUGACCAAGAACUUGCAAAGAUUUCUGAAUUCAAAAGAAGUGAUGCAUGCAUCUGUUCGUUUAUGUCAAGUAAGAAGGAUUCGUUGUGCGCAGAGCGAAGCACAUGGAAGAAUGGCUUGUGGGCAAUGCAGGACACAUUGGUUCUAGAGAGAUUUGUGAAUACCCAAUUACUGGAACUUCAUAAAGAAGCCGGUAAACAUGAAGAUCCCCAUUUGUCUCAUAUUCUGGAGCACGACUACCUGGAUGAGCAGGUAGAAAGCAUCAAGAAAGUUGCUGACUAUAUCCGCCAACUGGAACGUGUUGGGGACGGUCUGGGAGAAUACACGUUCGAUAAAGACUUGGCAUAAUAUGUUAUGAAACCAUAAUUGAUGAUUUAAAUUCGAACAGUUGUUGAUUGAAAGACAAAUUAACCCGAACAAUGCUAUGCCAAAUACAUUAUGUUCAAAAUACAACAGGAACAGAAAGUAAACCUGUGGAAUAGCAAAGAUAUUUUUGGACAAUCUUUACUCUUGUUUUUUCCCCUUCACUUCUUUUAUAUUUGAUAAUUUGUAUUAGGAUGGUGAUUGACAAUAAAUUUGUUUGUAACGAUA
Mercenaria mercenaria is the source of this 1019-nucleotide messenger RNA. Its product is annotated as yolk ferritin-like. Gene Ontology annotation, biological process: intracellular iron ion homeostasis; iron ion transport. Bases 102 to 776 code for a protein of 224 amino acids. Gene Ontology annotation, molecular function: ferric iron binding; ferrous iron binding. Gene Ontology annotation, cellular component: cytoplasm. NCBI's taxonomy places the organism in Eukaryota, Metazoa, Mollusca, Bivalvia, Venerida, Veneridae. The transcript has 7 exons. The record is from RefSeq and is a predicted model, not a curated record.